Messenger RNA from Cinclus cinclus, 597 nucleotides. It is a transcript of the gene DIRAS3, whose product is annotated as DIRAS family GTPase 3. The transcript has a single exon. Gene Ontology annotation, molecular function: GTPase activity; GTP binding; GDP binding. The coding region runs from base 1 to 597 and encodes 198 amino acids. The record is from RefSeq and is a predicted model, not a curated record. NCBI's taxonomy places the organism in Eukaryota, Metazoa, Chordata, Aves, Passeriformes, Cinclidae. Gene Ontology annotation, biological process: signal transduction. Gene Ontology annotation, cellular component: plasma membrane.
AUGCCCGAGCAGAGCAAUGAUUACAGGGUGGUGGUGUUCGGGGCAGCGGGGGUCGGCAAAAGCUCCCUGGUCCUGCGCUUUGUAAGGGGCACUUUCAGGGAAACCUAUAUCCCCACCAUCGAGGACACGUACCGGCAGGUGAUCAGCUGUGACAAGAGCAUCUGCACCCUGCAGAUCACGGACACCACGGGCAGCCAUCAGUUCCCUGCCAUGCAGCGGCUCUCCAUCUCCAAAGGGCAUGCCUUCAUCUUGGUGUACUCCGUCACCAGCAGGCAAUCCAUGGAAGAUCUUCACCCCAUCUUCGAUGAGAUCUGCCAGAUCAAAGGCGACAUCCAGAAAAUCCCGAUAAUGUUGGUGGGGAACAAAAGUGACGACACGCAGAGGGAGCUGGAUGCCAGCGAGGGGCAAGCGCUGGCCAGCAAGUGGAAGUGUGCCUUCAUGGAGACGUCAGCCAAAAUGAACUACAACGUGCAGGAGCUCUUCCAGGAGCUCUUGAAUCUGGAGCAGAGGAGAACUAUCAGUCUCCAGGUGGAUGGAAAGAAAUCCAAACAGCAGAAAAAGAAAGAUAAACUGCAAGGCAAAUGCUCUGUUAUGUGA